Helianthus annuus (common sunflower) is the source of this 360-nucleotide messenger RNA. RefSeq lists its product as uncharacterized. The record is from RefSeq and is a predicted model, not a curated record. The coding region runs from base 1 to 360 and encodes 119 amino acids. Lineage: Eukaryota; Viridiplantae; Streptophyta; Magnoliopsida; Asterales; Asteraceae. The transcript is spliced from 2 exons.
AUGGUAAACGCAGAUUAUAAUGAAGCGAGCAAGAUACGGAAGCCACAAUUAAGCAAGAUUGAAGAGAUUAGAGAUGAAGCCUACAAAUGUGCAUCCACAUAUAAAGACAAACUUAAAAAGGUUCACGAUGCAAAGUUGAAGCUUUUUGCGGGCAAGUUGAGAAGUAAAUGGAUGGGGCCCAAUGUGAUUACAAGAGUAGGUCGAUUUGGUGAUAUAGAGAUUGAAGAUGUUCACACUCAAACGAAACAAGUGGUGAAUGGGCACUGGAUCAAGCCAUACUUGGAGGGAAACGACAUUAACAAUCCCGAGCUUGACAAAGUGGGCUACAUUCUAUGCCCGUUGGAUGAAGUAGAAACUUGA